Molecule: messenger RNA, 2689 nt
Organism: Cucurbita maxima (winter squash)
Lineage: Eukaryota; Viridiplantae; Streptophyta; Magnoliopsida; Cucurbitales; Cucurbitaceae
Exons: 11
Coding region: 391-2478 (695 amino acids)
Source: RefSeq, a predicted model, not a curated record
GUUGACAUGCAGUGUUCAGUCCACUCACACCUCCUCCGCCUUCCGGACACUUGCAGACUGAUUCCUGUACUCUCGAACUUCGCAUUAAAACUUUCAUGGCUGAUCGCUCAUCCUCUCAACUACUUCCCCUCCUCUCCGAACCCUAAUCUUCGCGAUUUAGCUUCCAUUCGAGGUAAUGCGAACUUCUUCCGCCUUUUUACUUGAACUUUUCAUGAGGUUGGAUGUGGUGAAGUUCUUUUCGUGGGCUCCCCAAUUGUCAUUCCAAGAAGGAAGUUUGAAUCCUUUGUUAUUUUCCUCCAUUGAUGGAAAGGUCUUGCUCCUGAUUUUGGGAAGAGGAUAUCAUAUAUAAGAAACUGAAAAAGCAGUAGUGGUAAAAAAAACACCCUUACCAUGAGUGCAACAGGUGUAUGCCCAACCGAGGAUGCCAUACUUGCAUUAUUGGAUUACUUAGUUGAACCUAUGCUUCCUUCAAAGUCAUCUUCAAUAGAAAAUCCACCACUAGCUCUACUGCAAUCAGUUGCAAAACAGAUGCAUGCCGUUGUUUUGUUAUACAACUACUACCACAGGAAACAACACCCACAUCUUGAAUUUUUGAGUUUUGAGGCAUUUUGCAAAUUAGCUGUGGUCGUUAAACCAGCUUUGUUGUCUCACAUGAAACUCAUGCAAAGCUCUGAUGAUAUUGAAUUGGAAAAUCCCGAGAAGCAGCUUUCUCCAUCCGAAAAAGCAAUUAUGGAUGCAUGUGAUUUAGCCACUUGUCUAUAUACAUCAAAAGAUGAAAAUAUAGAGGGCUGGCCCCUUUCCAAGGUUGCCGUUUUUUUGAUCGACUCCAAGAAGGAGCAUUGCCAUUUGCUGUUUAGUUCCAUCACUCAAGGAGUUUGGUCUGUCAUUGAACAAAAUUUAGAUACCUAUGAAUGCCAACCAAAAAGCGUGGAAGAGGAAAAACAUGUAAACAAAAAGAAAAGAGUGAUUAAGAAACCUUCAAAAGAGGGGCUAGUUGUUGUUGAAACUAAGACUCAGCAGCUUGCAUAUUCAGCAGUCAAGGAAGCAACUGGCAUUAAUCAACACGAUCUCAAAAUUUUAGAAAGUCACGUUGCCUACUCUCUAAGUAAAGAAAAAUCAGCAGUCUACUUCUACAUGAUGCAGUGCACUCGAUCAGCAACUGAAGAUGUAAUUCAAGUUCCAAUAAAAGAUGCCUUCGACAGUUUGCAGGAUUCGUUGUUUAAAAAAAAUGGUAGGAGAUGGAGCGUUACUUCAAAAGUUGAGUACUACCACAUUCUUCCUUAUGUGAAGAUGGUGCUAACCUGGUUUCGUAGGGAAACUUUAACAGAUAAUUUGGGAGUCGUAGGUGGAGAAAAGAUUGAUGAAAACCUGAACAAGCCUAAGAGAAAAGAUGUAACCAGGAAGCUUGGAACUCAAAACAAUCAAGACGAUGCUACUACAAACAAUAUGAAUAAAGGCACUAGCAUUUAUGAUGCAGUAUUGGAGAGAUUGCCUGAUAAAACGAACUGUAUGAGUAGUUUGCAUGAUGCGAUCUGCAGGCCCCAGAGUCCUAGUGUGGAUGACUUGGUUCCCUCCAAUCCAAUGGAGAAGAGGAAGGGUGUACUGACUCCCACCCAAGUUAUCAUGUCAUAUGUAAAGAAAAUACAUGGUAGUCCAGUUUACAAUCACUAUGAAGCAACUAUCCCAUGUUCGGUGACUGGUAGGCAAGUUUACAAUCACUAUGAAGCAACUAUCCCAUGUACAGUGAAUGAAUCGAAGGCUUCAGAGAGUGGUAUCAAAGUCGAGGAUGGAAUACUAGCAACAAACCCGUGUAUUGCUGAAGGCAGUGGUGAAAAGGUUGCUUCUGGCAAUCUCUCUGACAAUAUUUCAGAUCAAAAUAGGAAUGACGAUCAUGCUCUCAUCACCUGUCAAUCGAACGCAAAGCAUCUUUCCAAGAUGCAGGCAAUUAUUUCGAAAGAAACAGCAUUGUCACAAGCUGCCAUUAAAGCUCUAAUUAGAAAGAGGGAUAAACUGUCUCAUCAACAGCGCAUAAUUGAAGAUGAGAUAGCUCAGUGUGAUAAAAAUAUGCAGACAAUAUUAAGGGGUGAUGAAGAUGAUUUUGUUGUAAAGCUGGAUUCUGUGAUUGAAUGUUGUAAUGAUGUAUGUCUAAGAAGCGCAGCUGAAGACAAACCUUAUCAAUACUCUGAAGAAAACUGCUCAUCUCAACUAGUCACAAGGAAGAGAUUGUCAGAAGAAAUUCUCUGCAUACGGAAUCCAUGUCAGGAACUGGACGAUAUAUGUCAUAAGAAUAAUUGGAUAUUGCCAGUCUAUGGAGUUUCGUCAUCAGAUGGUGGAUUCCAAGCUAAUGUAAUAUUAAAAGGGAUGGAUUUUGAGUAUUCAAGCAACGGCGAAGUGUGUCACAAUCCUCGUGAGGCCAGGGAAUCAGCUGCAAUGAAGAUGUUAGGUCAACUAUGGAGGAUGGCGGCAAGUCAGCCCUAGUUCUUGGAGCCCCUUUCAUGUAAGAUAUGUUUUAGUAUGCUCUCCAAGAUUGUGCAGUCUGAGGUAGUUUCUUUAGUGGGAGUACCAAUCAAGAUAACUGUUCACAAUUGUUCAUGAUGCUUUUCGAAUUUAGGAUUUGCCUCAUUACUAUUUCCUUUUUAGUUUUCUGUUCUGUUCAUAUUUUUGCUUGCAAUUUCUUUAGCUUGAUCUA